GGCAAUUAACAUAAAGGACAGGAACACACAUAAAGAAAGUAGCCGUUACAAUGUUAGCAGGUGCUUAAGAGUUUCCUCUUCUUUCAUAGCCAAUGAGUGGGGUAUAUCGCCGGUCACAACAGAACACCAGAAAUACCGGCACAAUACACCACCAUCGCACGUGAAAACAUAGGAACAAAAUAACAAUCAAAGAGGCCAAUCUAGUCAGUUAGAUCGUGGAGUUAUGAAUUAUUGACUAGCUUGAAAUAUAAAACACCAGUUUUAGCUGCUUUCAAUAGUGUUUAGUUCUUGCUGACCGUCGUCGUUUCGGGUCGCUUGUAAGCAAGAAAAAAAAAUGGACUCGAGGACGCGAUUGCUGGCGCUUUUAGCGGUUUUGUCGGCGAUUGCGGUGGUCAGUUGUUUUCCUGAAAGGAAAAAGAACACAAAGACAAAUGACUCAGAACACAAAGACGUCAAGCGUAGUGCCUCGGCGCAAGUUGGCCAGUACGGCUACCCCUCUCAGGCAGCAUCAUACAUUGGCACCCAAGGAGCAUCAGGCGUUGAUGGACCCCCGGGUCUCGCAGGACCACAAGGACCGAAAGGCAUGCCGGGUCCCCCAGGGCCGCCAGGACCACCAGGCGCAAUCGGAUGGAAGGGUAACCCUGGAAACCCAGCCGGUCCCCCCGGACUUGAUGGACCCCCCGGACCCCCCGGUCCUCCAGGCCCUAAAGGCUGGCCCGGUGUCCCAGGCCCCCCUGGUGCACCGGGUGCAUAUGGAUGGAAAGGUUACCCGGGUAACCCGGCAGGACCACCGGGCAGAGACGGCAUUCCUGGACCCCCCGGACGUCAAGGCGGAAAAGGUCCCGCUGGUAUACCAGGUAUACCUGGGCCAGGGGGAGUCGGCAAACGCAGAAGGGAAAUCCGCUCAUGAUCUGGUAGCCGGACAGUCAACGUUUAUACUGUUUUCGUCCGAGAUGUUUCAAAUGUUUUUUUUUUAUCAUUCAACUUUUUCAGCAGUUUAUUUUUCACACGCGAGAACUUUUAUAAUUAUCAUUAUUAGUUUAAAACUUUUGCUACUAUUACUGCUUGUUUAGAACUCGGCGCUAUUAAACUAUUCUUUUUACGUUUUGUACACAUCACCAAUUAUUUGUAUAGAUUCUCCUUGUUAAAGAGUAUUUUAUAGCAAAACAUCGUUUUUUUAAGGAAAUAUUUAAUGUUUUGAAGAAACAAAUUAAUAAAAUAAGCAGCUAUAUUA
This is a messenger RNA of Nematostella vectensis (starlet sea anemone), 1234 nucleotides long. Its product is annotated as cuticle collagen 34. The record is from RefSeq and is a predicted model, not a curated record. Bases 335 to 910 code for a protein of 191 amino acids. NCBI's taxonomy places the organism in Eukaryota, Metazoa, Cnidaria, Anthozoa, Actiniaria, Edwardsiidae. The transcript has 3 exons.